UAAGCAAGCCAACGACUCCAUCUCGGGCUGCUUGAUUUCUGCCGUUGUUCGAUGGAAAUAAGAAAGCGGAAGAACGCCGACGGUGAUGGUGACGGUGGCUCGUCAGCUAACGGCGAAGAUGAUCGGAAUUCGUUUAACCUUUCUUCGAAAUCAGCUCGAAAUCGUUCUCCGAGUCGGAUAUUCUUGUUAUGCCUCGCGUUUCGUGUGGUAAAUGCUUUGUUGAUUCAGACUUAUUUCAACCCCGACGAACAUUGGCAAUCCCUUGAAGUAGCUCAUCGUACCGUGUUCGGUUAUGGUUAUUUGACAUGGGAGUGGAAGAGAGGGAUAAGAAGCUAUUUGCAUCCAAUGGUAUUCGCAUUCUUGUAUAAAGUUCUCGAAGUUACGGGCCUUGAUACUCCCUACGUUAUGAGAAAAGCUCCACGUCUGAUGCAAUCCGUGUUUUCAGCUCUUGGUGACCUCUAUUUGUAUAAACUCUCAGAUGCUCUAUAUGGAGAAAAUGUUGCCAGUUGGUCUUUAUUUUGUCAAAUGGCAAACUGGUUCAUGUUCUUCUGUUUAAACCGCACUUUUUCAAACUGUUUGGAGACUGUUCUUACCAUCAUGGGGCUGUACUACUGGCCUUCUAUUAGAGAUGCUUCAAAGGACUAUCCCGUGAAUCGGAAGUGGGGUUUGGUCAUAGCAGCACUGGCAUGUGCCAUAAGACCAACAAGUGCAAUCAUAUGGUUAUUUGUUGGGAUGCUUGAGCUAUUUUUGACGCCUAAUAAACUCAACUUCAUCAUUCUAGAGGUGAUCCCGAUUGGGUCUUUGGUCCUCGGUUUCACAUGUUUGUUAGACCGUGUGAUGUACGGCUCAUGGGUCAUCGUGCCUCUGAAUUUUCUUAAGUUCAAUUUCCUUUCAUCCGGUGGAGACUAUUAUGGAACUCACCCAUGGCACUGGUACUUCUCCCAGGGAUUUCUUGUCAUGCUUUUGACUUUCACACCAUUCUCCAUUUAUGGAGUUAUCAAGUCUAAGAAUCAGAAGCUCUCAGCUCUUAUUCUAUGGGUUUUAGCUGUAUACAGCAUACUCGGCCACAAGGAAUUCAGGUUUGUGCUGCCUGUGCUACCCAUAGCCUUGAUAUUCUCUGGAUAUGCAUUUGCUCAAAUGGAGGCAUCUGAUUCAUCAUCAUCAUCAAUCACCAAAAAGAAGAAAGUCCCUCGAAAGAACCAUAUUAUCAAGUGGUCUCCUAAACUACGACUUUCAGUCGGGUUUUUGCUUGCGACCAAUAUCCCAAUGGCAUUAUAUAUGAGUUUAUACCAUCAGAGAGGAACCGAGGAUGCGAUGAACUACUUAUCUGAAGAAGCAUACAAAGGGAGAGUAAAGAGCAUUCUCUUUCUCAUGCCAUGCCAUUCUACUCCCUAUUAUUCCACUCUCCAUAGUAAUAUUCCAAUGCAGUUUCUCGACUGCACGCCGAGUGAAGAGAAAGGAAAACUUGAUGAGUCAGAUCAAUUCUUAAUGGACCCUUUAAGUUUUGCAUCAGAGUUAGCUAGAAACUGGUCCGAGCCACCUAGUCACAUUGUAUUGUUUGCAUCAGAAGCAACGAAACUCGGAGAUUUCAUGAUCCAACAUUCUUAUAAAGAGGUGAAAAGGUUUUUCCACGCGCAUUUUAAAGUUGAUCGAGAUCUUCAAUCCUCAGUGGUCGUCUAUACUACUGGCAGUAGUCUACUGCUAUACAAGACUGACUAACUAGGUUUCUAUAUCUUAACUUCGUGUCGUUUGUUUAGCAUUUUAAUGUAUUUCGAUUCUCAAAAAACGCCGUGAUGUUCUAGUGACUUUUGUAUGAACGACGACACAAUGAUAUAAUGGUUUUUUAUU
Eutrema salsugineum is the source of this 1848-nucleotide messenger RNA. Its product is annotated as GPI mannosyltransferase 3. Bases 52 to 1719 code for a protein of 555 amino acids. The record is from RefSeq and is a predicted model, not a curated record. The transcript has 9 exons. Gene Ontology annotation, biological process: GPI anchor biosynthetic process. Gene Ontology annotation, molecular function: alpha-1,2-mannosyltransferase activity. NCBI's taxonomy places the organism in Eukaryota, Viridiplantae, Streptophyta, Magnoliopsida, Brassicales, Brassicaceae. Gene Ontology annotation, cellular component: endoplasmic reticulum membrane.